Centruroides sculpturatus (bark scorpion) is the source of this 940-nucleotide messenger RNA. Its product is annotated as techylectin-5A-like. Lineage: Eukaryota; Metazoa; Arthropoda; Arachnida; Scorpiones; Buthidae. The transcript is spliced from 5 exons. The record is from RefSeq and is a predicted model, not a curated record. Bases 46 to 891 code for a protein of 281 amino acids.
UUACUUAUUCCUUCACUUCAUAUCUCACUCGGUCGUUAGUGAAAGAUGCAACUGUCAUUUAUCUUCUACGUUAUAUCAUUCCUUACUUAUUCCAAGCAGAUUUUCUGCAAUGAAUUAUCUCAAAGUUAUUCCAUUUUUCCUUCAAAACUUAGAGAAAUCGAUAAUAUCGUUCAUCAACUUUUAGAAAUGCUCCCAGAGCAGAAGUCCGAAUAUUCCGUAGAAAAUCCUAUUGAUUGUACGGAUAUAUUCAAAAAUGGAGUUAAUCAAUCUGGAAUAUACGAAAUUUGGCCUCGUAACAGGACAAAGGAACCUUUUAGCUUUCCAGUGUAUUGUGAUAUGGAAACUGAUGGAGGAGGAUGGACAGUAUUUCACAGAAGAGGAAAUUUCAAUAAUCCGAAAGAUUAUUUCUACAGAAAUUGGAGAAGUUUUUCCGAAGGAUUUGGUCAAUUAGAUAAUGAAUUCUGGCUCGGAAACGACAAGCUUCAUUCCCUAACUCAUCACGGAGAAUAUGUACUCAGAUACGACAUGAAAGAUAAAAAUGGAGACCAUCAUUACGCUCAAUAUAAGAAAUUCGAAAUCGGCAACAAUGAGGAGUCGUAUCAAUUACGUGUAUCCGGGUGUAACGGAGAUGCAUGUGAUCCUCUUACGCAUUAUCACGACGGAAUGAGGUUCAGUACUUACGACAAAGACAACGAUCUCAUACCGCCGAACUGUGCCGAUCUGUAUAAAGUUGGAUGGUGGUUUGGCGCUUGUCUGUAUUCCAACGUCAGUGGAAUUUAUAAAAGUGAUUUCCUACGUUCGGGCACGUAUGGAGUUGCGUGGUUCCAUUGGGAAGGUUCGUAUUACUCAUUGCCAGAAGUUGAGCUGAAAAUACGUCGUAUUAGGAAAUAAUUGUAUCAAUAUAGCUGUGUGAAAAUAAACAUGUCUUUACUCUUUGAAA